Molecule: messenger RNA, 2778 nt
Organism: Closterium sp. NIES-65
Lineage: Eukaryota; Viridiplantae; Streptophyta; Zygnematophyceae; Desmidiales; Closteriaceae
Source: the annotation of a GenBank genome assembly
AUGGCUACCCCCAGUGUCCUCGCUUUUGACGCUGAGGGUCGAGCCAUUGACUUUGACGUCUGGGUCGCCGGCCUGCAGCUGUUCUUACAGUGCGAUAGGGUAGACGGUCUCUCUCUCUUUGACCUCACCUCUGGCGCCUCUCCUACCCCUGCUGAUGAUGCUGACGCCACUGUUCGCUCCCAGUGGGCCACGCGCAACGCUGCUGCACGUCUUGCUGUGCGUCGCAACCUGCCUACCACUGAGCGCGCGCACUUUAGUCAGUACAAGAGUGCUCAGACCUUGUACGACGCUGUAGUUGCGCGCUACUCUUCCCCUGCCACUGCUGCACUGAGCCGCCUCAUGCUACCGUACCUCUUCCCUGACCUUGCUGCCUUUCCCACAGUCGCUGACCUCAUUACGUACCUCCGCACUAGUGACACUCGCUACCGCGCUGCACUUCCUGCUGACUUCUGCGCCAAGAACCCCCCCCCCAUGUACAUCACUCUCUACUACUUAGUCAGUCGCCUCCCUGACUCCCUUCGCGUAGUCAGGGACCACUUCCUCUCAGUCUGUCCCACCACUCUCACUGUUGACCUCCUUGAGAAGUCCCUCCUAGCGGCCGAGAAGAGCAUAGUCGCUAUAGGGGCCUCUCGUGGUGACCCGCGCACCCCCAUCUUUGAGGGGUGUUCCCCCUCCCCGCUCCUGCCCUUUGUUGCCUCUGUUGCUGCGGCCGACCUCCUUGGUCUUGAGUCGGUCGGUGCGGCGUCUGCCCCUAGCGGGAGACGCCGCUCUGGCAAGGGCAAGGGGGGCAGGGGCACUAGAGGAGCGAGAGGGGGCGGUGGAGGUGGAGGUGGAGGCGGCGGGGGGAGUGGGGGUGGCGGUGGGAGUGGAGGUGGGGGUGGAGGUGUCGGUGGCGGCAGUGGAGGCGGAGGCGGCGGCGGCGGUGGCGGUGGUAGCGGAGGUGGCGGAGGUGGUGGCAGUGGAGGAGGCGGAGGAGGCGGCGGUAGUAGCGGAGGCGGCGGAGGCAGCGGAGGCGGCGGGGGUGGCGGUGGAGCUGGUCGCGGGUCUACGCAGCGGAGUGGCUCCGGUGGUGGUCUGCGCCAGCAGCAGCAGCGCAGUCGUGAGACCUUGUCCCCUCAGCAGCUCCUUGAGUGGUACACUGCACGCCAGCGGGGUGGGGGCUUUGAUCCGUGCACCUACGUCCUGCGCACCGGCGACCAUGCGGGUGAGCAGUGUGGGGGUGCGCACCCCACCCAGCGCUGCUUUGGCCGCCUGACGGACGCGUGGCGUCACCAAUUCCCCGAGGCCACAGAGAUCCCUCGCCGGGGCGAGCUGUCAAGGGCGAGAGUUGCCAUCUAUGAUCUUGAUUUUGAUGCUAUCCUUUCUGCCAUGUUUGCUGUGUCUAUUAGUGAUGAGGGUGACUGUUACCGGUGUUUCCCGCCCGACCCGGGCAUUGAGACUGCUGCUCUAGGUACUGGUGAGGCUGCUGCUCUAGGUGCCAGUGAGGCUGUUGCUCUAGGUGCCAGUGCAUUUGCGUCCUCAGGUGCUGGUGAGUCUGCGCUUGCAGGUACUGCUGGUGCUGACCUACAGGAUGCGGGGGUUCACCAGUUUACUCCUGCGAGUCAGCGGGUGACCCACUGCUCGGACGCUCGCACAGGCCGGCACCUGGCCACGUUUACGCGUCGGCCGGGGUCGAGCCUGUACACCCUGACCACUGAGUCUCCUCCUGUCCCUGCGUCUAGUCAGCUAGCUGCGUCGGGUCAGGUGUUUGCUGCAGUGUCCAGGUCUGGUCCUGAGUCUGCCCCCUGCUCGUGUCGCCUCCUGUCUCACGAGACUCUCCUUUGGCACCACCGCCUUGGUCACCCCUCCCUGCCUCGUCUCCGAGGCAUGGCCUCUCGUGUCCUUGUCUCUGGUCUUCCCCGGUCCCUCCCUCCCCUUCCUCCGGGGCGUGGCCCCACCUGCGUCCCCUGUGUCGAGGGGCGGCUGCGGGCUGCCCCUCACUCCUCUCAGUUUCCCCCGACAAAGGCCCCGCUGCAGACGCUUCACAUGGACGUGUGGGGCCCGGCCCGCGUCCGUGGACAGGGUCAAGAGCGCUACUUCCUGCUGGUGGUUGACGACUACUCGCGUUACACCACAGUCUUCCCCCUGCGCAGCAAGGGUGAUGUCAGUAAGACCUUUACGCUUCCGGACUCUCCACAACAAAAUGGGAUUGCUGAGCGCCGCAUUGGCAUGGUCAUGGACGUCGCCCGUACGUCCAUGAUCCAUGCGGCUGCCCCCCAGUUUCUGUGGCCGUUUGCGGUUCGGUACGUGGCGCAUCAGAUCAACCUUCACCCCAGGGUCUCCAUGCCGGAGACCUCCCCAGCUUUGCUGUGGACGGGGAAGGUUGGCGAUGCGUCUUCGUUCCAUGUCUGGGGAUCUCGGGCGUUUGUCCGCGACUUGUCCGCGGACAAGCUGUCCCCUCGUGCUGCUCCUUGCGUCUUCCUUGGCUUCCCCCCUGACGCGCCAGGGUGGCAGUUCUACCACCCCACCUCUCGUCGUGUUCUGUCCUCCCAGGACGUCACGUUUGACGAUUCGGUCCCCUACUACCGCCUCUUCCCCUACCGCACUCCUUCUCUCCCCCUGCCACCGCUCUUCCUUGUGCCAGGUCCCCCCCCGGUAGACCCCCUCCCCCCUCAGGGUCCUACCCCUUCACGUGUGUCCCAGGUAGACACGUUCGAGCCUGUCGAGGUUACUGGUGACUCUGGUGCUGCUGCGGGUGCUGAGCCUGGGGGUGCUGCGACUGGGGCCUGGGGGUGCUGA